AUGGCGGAUUUGAUCCUCAACGUGGACUUCGCCCCCUCCGAGCGCCCCAGGAAGAAGGAGACCGGCAACCGAAAGCACAAGAGCUUCCUGCAGCGGCGGCGGGCGCUGGAGCAGCGGGGCGUGCUGAAGCAGAAGCAGCUGCCGGCGGUCCCGCCGCCGCCCGGGAGAGGCUCCCAGAAGAAGCCGGGCCCCGGGGGCAGGAGGGGCAGCAGGCAGGGAGCGGCGGCCGCGAGAGGCCCGGAGAAGCCGAACUCCAUCCAGCCCAAGCCGUGCCUCGAAGCCAACGGUCCCGCGUCCAUCGCUCCGCCCGGCGCGGCCGCGCAGAACGGCUCCAGAGUGACGGGAGUUCCCUCGAAACCAAAGACAACGGCCCGCGGCACGGCCAAGGGGAACCAAAGAGCCCCCGCCUUCCCCGUGCAGCCCAGCAAACUGGUGGCCAUAGACUGUGAGAUGGUGGGCACGGGGCCCGGCGGGCGCACCAGCGACCUGGCCCGCUGCAGCAUCGUGGGCUACCAGGGCGACGUCGUGUACGACCAGUACAUCCGCCCCGCCGCCCCCAUCGUGGACUACCGCACCCGCUGGAGCGGCAUUCGGCGGCAGCACAUGGCGAACGCCGUCCCCUUCAACAAGGCUCAGCAAGAGAUCCUGCGCAUCCUCUCCGGGAAGAUCGUGGUCGGCCACGCCAUCUACAACGACUUCAAGGCACUCAAGUACUUCCACCCCAAAGCGCUCACCCGGGACACGUCCAAAAUCCCCUUGCUGAACCGUAAGGGUGGCUUCCCGGAGAACGUCACCGUCUCCCUGAAGCGCCUCGCCAAGGAGCUGCUGCACAAGGACAUCCAGGUCGGGAAAAGUGGCCACUCCUCGGUGGAAGACGCCCGAGCCACCAUGGAGCUCUACAAGAUGGUGGAGGCGGAGUGGGAGCAACACCUGAUGCUGAACCCCGAGCAGGAGUGACGGCUCCACGGACCGAUCCUGCACCCCAAGAGGGGCCUGGAGCCCACGGGGAGGACCAGCGAGCGCCAUGGGGCCGCUCCAUCCGUCCGAGGGGCCGCUCCAUCCAUCCGGGCGAGGUAGCGGGGACGGAGAGACGGUGGGAGCAUGGAGCUGGCCGUGACCAUCCCUUGUCCCUG
Messenger RNA from Gavia stellata (red-throated loon), 1133 nucleotides. RefSeq names its product interferon stimulated exonuclease gene 20 like 2 (gene ISG20L2). Gene Ontology annotation, cellular component: nucleus. Gene Ontology annotation, molecular function: 3'-5'-RNA exonuclease activity; nucleic acid binding. Bases 1 to 957 code for a protein of 318 amino acids. Lineage: Eukaryota; Metazoa; Chordata; Aves; Gaviiformes; Gaviidae. The record is from RefSeq and is a predicted model, not a curated record. The transcript has 3 exons.